Messenger RNA from Scophthalmus maximus (turbot), 2657 nucleotides. It is a transcript of the gene cdh27, whose product is annotated as cadherin 27. Gene Ontology annotation, molecular function: cadherin binding; calcium ion binding. The coding region runs from base 58 to 2535 and encodes 825 amino acids. The record is from RefSeq and is a predicted model, not a curated record. Lineage: Eukaryota; Metazoa; Chordata; Actinopteri; Pleuronectiformes; Scophthalmidae. Gene Ontology annotation, cellular component: plasma membrane; adherens junction; catenin complex. Gene Ontology annotation, biological process: calcium-dependent cell-cell adhesion; cell-cell junction assembly; multicellular organism development. The transcript has 17 exons.
GAGUGACAGAGAAGUCUGUUUUCAGACACUCGGAGGUGGAUGAACUGAACAGGCAUCAUGCUCCGCUUCUACCUCCUGGUUUAUUAUUUGUCUUGCACAACAUGUUCGGAGCUGCUGAAACGCCACACAAGGUCUUGGAUCAUUGACUCCUUCACAAUUGAGGAGGGGCAUACGGGGCCCUUCCCAUAUGUGCUGGGCACGAUAAAUAUCAAUCGGGACUAUCGAAUAUACUUUGAUCUCUAUGGGGAAGGAGUGGAUAAGGAGCCGAAGGGGGUUCUCUCCAUUCAGAAAGAGACUGGCACCGUGUACGUCCACAGGGCUGUGGACUAUGAGGAGAAGACCAAGCUUCAGCUGAAAUUUGAGGCCAGACGACAGGAUUUAUCAAUUGACACUAAAUUAGGAGUUGAGGUUGCCAUACUGGACAUCAAUGACAACCCACCACUAUUUCAGAGGGACCAGUUUGAACUUAGCGUUGAUGAGGAAAAAACGCAAGGCUCCCCUCUCCUGACUGUGGUAGCCUAUGACAGAGACCAGAGAGGGACACCAAACUCCACCUUCCACUAUGAAAUCAAAUCUGUAUCGCCAAACUCUCCAGACACUGAAUUCUUCAUUGAGGAAUCUGGAGCCAUUUCCUUUAAAGGAUGUUUGGACCAUGAGUUGGCUGAAAGGAUCGUGAUACUGGUUGAGGCCAAAGACCACGGUGAAGUAGUCCGCCUGUCCAGUUCAACCACUGUAGUCAUGCACGUCCAGGACAGCAACGACCACAUGCCAACCAUCAGCGGACAAACGGGCACCAGCAAAGUGAAGGAGGAGACGACUGGGUCCUCUCCUCUGCGGCUGCACGUGACAGACGGAGACACCCCGAGCAGCCCGGCGUGGAGAGCCAGAUACACCAUACAUGGUGACGAGGGCGGACACUUCGCGAUUGAAACAGACCCAGACAGCAAUGACGGAAUCCUGACAGUUGUAAAACCUUUAAACUUUGAGAAGGGAGCACAGAGGGAACUGUCCAUCUCUGUGGAAAAUGAGCUGCCAUAUUUCUCCUGCAAAGUGAAGGAGAGGACACCCUCGGGCCUCUGGAUGGUUGACACCAGUAAAGGGGAGGGUCCUGAUGCAGGUCAACCUCACUCUGUAAAAGUCGUCAUCAAUGUAGAAGAUGCCAAUGAGGCCCCGGUGUUCAGUGUGACCUACAAAAUCGCCGCGCUGGAGGAGAACUCACCCUCCGGGACCUGGGUAGAGAAAGUGACCGCUGUUGAUGCCGACUGCAAUCGCACAAGUUCUUUUGUGUACAAGGUAGCGCAUGACCCUGCUGGCUGGGUGAUGGUGGAUCCCCACACAGGCGACAUCACAACAGUCACAUCGACAGACAGAGAAUCUCCUCAUGUCGUUAACGGUGUCUACACUGUCUUGAUACAUGCAGUGGAUGAUGGGGUGCCACCUUUGACAGGAACAGCUACACUGCAAAUCCAUAUGACUGACAAGAACGAUAACGUGCCACAACCAGCGGAGCACAACUUGGAUGUGUGCGUGUCUGACGGCCCUACCACCACCAACAUCACAGCCUUUGACCUGGAUGGAAACCCCUACGGCGGGCCUUUCACAUUUGAAUUGCUGGGGGAUGUCAAAGGAAAAUGGAAACUGAGUCCCUCACAUGGUUACACAGCUGGUCUGGUGAAGGAGCCCAGUGUGUAUGCGGGACCACACACAAUUGAUCUGAAGAUCAGUGACAUGCAGGGAGAGUUUGGCAUUUACAACCUCAGAGUGGCCGUGUGCGACUGCUCCGUGACGGAGAACUGCCGAGCUCGCCGAAACACCACCACAAGGGCGGCCUAUGGUGGAAUAGGCGUAGUGUUUGCCCUGGUGUUUUUACUACUCUUUCUGCUGCUGAUGGCAGUCACCUGCUCCUGCAAAAAAGACUUUGUCGCUUUAGAGACGACGGGACAUUCAUCUGGACAGACCCUCCUCGAGUCGAACACGGAGAACCCCGGCACAGACUGCGAGGUGUUUGACGGUAUUCCAGCUGCGAUCACUGAUGAGAAGUACCAAGAUCCAUCUAAAUGGCAAAGUGAGCACAGUGGGAUACGACGCACGAAUGUUUCAACUAAAGGUAUGAAUCAAUCCCUCGAGGACCGACGCUGGUCAAAAGCAGAUUACAGAAGAGGACAUCAAUCCCACCUACUCACAAACAACUAUAAUCAAACAACCUGGAAUUCUGUUACAGCCAAUGGCCACCACCAAACCCACCAGGACAUGGGCACAAUGAAUUUCCACAAGAGAAGGAACUCAAGCUACACAUUGGAUGAGACUCUCCUCACCCUGAUUCACCGGGGGCUCAGCACUCUGCAGGAGACUGGGGACGACCUGCUGGACUAUCAGCCUCACCUGUACGGAGACGAGGGCGACGCCGACAACCUCUCAGAUCUGGAUAACAUCAGCAUUCCUGGUGAUGAAUCAUAUGAGAAAACAAUUGAAGACUUGGGCCCCAGGUUCACCAAACUGGCUUCCAUUUGCAAACCACCACAGACACAAAACUGAACACACGCAAUUUAGCCAGUGGGGGACAUUUGUUCAGUGAGCAAGGGAAACAAACCAGAUACUUCGUAAACUAUACAGGGUGAGAUUCUUUUUAAGUUUGAGGGUAAAUGGACAUUUGUUCA